GUCUCAAAAGAGCCUCAAAAAGAUUUCCAAAACCAUCAGUGUGCAUAAUUUACAAGCGCAGGAAUCUGAGUCUUCCAGCUACUUAUACCAAGGUGAAAUUUUACAAACCAUAGAUGACAGAGAAUCAGAAAAAUUGGGGUAUUUCACUGAUGAUUCUGCACCUAAGCAAGACACAGACAGCUACAGCAUCUCUCUUACAGACAUAUUUCAGUACCUCUUUGGAGGCAAACGAUCAGUUCCCCAUCAGUCUGCUACAGAUAACAUGACAACCUAUUGCACAGCUGGAAAUUCUGUCCCUGAAGCAUAUGAUGAGUUCUUCUCAGACUUUGAUACAGAAAGUUUCUUCUACCCUCUCAUAAAGGCAGAAGAGAAGAACAAAGACAAGCCAGUUCCCAUCUUUUCCUACUCUCGCUCAACUGGAAAGAAUCUACAAUUCCCUGAGGCCUACGAAUAUUUCUUUGCAUCCUCCUCAUCUGAUGAUUCUUCUGUGGAUUCUGAUGAAGAAGACAAAUGUUGUCCAGUGAGGGUGGUGAGCAGGUUCAGCCGUAAGGCAAGCUCAACUAAGCUUUCCACAGAUGUAUACGAGGACUUCUGUACAGAAAAAGACUUUAAAGAGAACGUCUUCUGUCUGAAGUCUCUUUCCUUCAGGAACAUUAAAUUUACAGCACCUGUAACCCAGAACCAGAACUCCAUGUCUCUUGUACCUGUGAGACAAAGUAGCAGAUCUAACUUGAGGGCUGGUACUACCCUCAAUAUGCUGGGAAACCAAGAUAUGAUGCUUCCUGAUCCACUGCUCUACUACUUGGAGGACAGGAUCUCCAGACAACUCACACAGCAGCCUUUCAGAUAUGAGGACUUGCAGGCCACUGUUUCAAAUCCAGGGUUGGAUGCCCCCCUUUUGCCCUUCAAACAGUCAGAUAUGUGUCUGGUUUGUAUUGCAUUUGCUUCGUGGGUGCUGAAGACUGCAAACCCACAAGUUGGAGAUGCCUGGAAGGCUGUUCUGCUGGCGAAUGUAAGUGCUCUUUCAGCCAUCCGAUACCUGCGUAAAUACGUCAAAGUGCAAGCUGUGGCCAGUGAGAUGAAAUUGCGUCACCCUGCAUUAACGUAUCCUUGAAACGUCAUAACUGAAAUGAUUAAUUUUCUAUACAAGAGAUCAGUCCUUUAAGGAAACUUAGAUUUGUUUUUACAUGUUUGCACCCUACUUAAUAGAUCUCUCAAGAGAACAGAAAUGUUUAAAUUGAAAUGAUUGAGAUAAAGUUCUUGCCAAACUAUUUUUCAGUGACUUUUUCUCCCAUUUAACGUUGUGAAAGCAUUCGUGUGAAGUUUAAAAUGACCAAAGGCAGGAUGAGGCAAGUACGUUUGUUUAAGAAAUGACUUUAGACAAUUGUAAAUAAUGUGUGUAAGUGUGUUCUGAAAGGAGACUAGAGGCAGGUUUACUCAGAAAUGUACAGACUUGAGAUGACAAAUGAGCAUUUGAUACAUGGAUUUUGGAGGUACUUGGGGAAUUCAGUGCUUUUGAGCCUAUUUGUUGUCAUGACCUCUAUGCAGCAAACGUAUUUAUCCAAAGAUUGUAAAUGUUCUCAUAACUAAUUAUUAUGUUACGGAUUUAUUUGGCUGACAUGAUUUAUUGUUAAAUUGCAAUGUAAAGGUACUCUUUUACAAAAGUCAUACUUAGGACGAUGUUCUGUACCAGUAACAGUUAUAGUCAUGAUAGACCAUUUGUAAAUUAAUGCAAUUAUCUUGUCUU
Molecule: messenger RNA, 1747 nt
Organism: Melanotaenia boesemani (Boeseman's rainbowfish)
Lineage: Eukaryota; Metazoa; Chordata; Actinopteri; Atheriniformes; Melanotaeniidae
Gene: perm1a
Product: PPARGC1 and ESRR induced regulator, muscle 1
Exons: 3
Coding region: 263-1114 (283 amino acids)
Biological process (GO): regulation of DNA-templated transcription; response to muscle activity
Cellular component (GO): nucleus; cytoplasm
Source: RefSeq, a predicted model, not a curated record